Molecule: messenger RNA, 1737 nt
Organism: Mesocricetus auratus (golden hamster)
Lineage: Eukaryota; Metazoa; Chordata; Mammalia; Rodentia; Cricetidae
Product: F-box only protein 44
Exons: 6
Coding region: 136-945 (269 amino acids)
Biological process (GO): SCF-dependent proteasomal ubiquitin-dependent protein catabolic process; glycoprotein catabolic process
Cellular component (GO): cytoplasm; SCF ubiquitin ligase complex
Molecular function (GO): ubiquitin protein ligase activity; protein binding
Source: RefSeq, a predicted model, not a curated record
GGUACGGCUUCUGGGAGGAGCCGGGUACUGGGGAGGGGCGGAUGUAGCCACGGUGCGCCUGGAGGGUGAUUGCGUGAUGACACCUGGGGUCGGGAAGUCGGGGAGCGGAGGGUGAGGGCGCCAGACCCAGUGGAGAUGGGGGUAUCAGCGACUUCCCGCCCCUCAGGAACCGCUGCCAUGGCUGUAGGCAAUAUCAACGAGCUGCCCGAGAACAUUCUCCUGGAGCUGUUCACGCACGUCCCCGCCCGCCAGCUGCUGCUGCGAUGCAGACCUGUCUGCAGCCUGUGGCGAGACCUCAUUGACCUGGUGACUCUGUGGAAGCGCAAGUGCCUCCGAGAGGGCUUCAUCACCGAGGACUGGGACCAGCCCGUGGCUGACUGGAAGAUCUUCUACUUCCUGCGCAGCCUCCGAAGGAACCUCCUUCACAACCCAUGUGCAGAAGAGGGAUUUGAGUUCUGGAGCCUGGACGUGAACGGAGGUGACGAGUGGAAGGUGGAGGACCUCUCCAAAGACCAGCGGAAGGAAUUCCCCAAUGACCAGGUCAAGAAAUACUUCGUGACUUCCUAUUACACCUGCCUCAAGUCCCAGGUGGUGGACCUCAAGGCUGAAGGGUAUUGGGAGGAGCUGAUGGACGCCACCCGACCGGACAUCGAGGUCAAAGACUGGUUCGCAGCCAGACCAGACUGCGGGUCCAAGUACCAGCUGUGCGUUCAGCUUCUGUCGUCGGCACACGCGCCGCUGGGAACCUUCCAGCCAGACCCGGUAACGAUCCAGCAGAAGAGCGACGCCAAGUGGAGGGAGAUUUCGCACACAUUCUCCAACUAUCCUCCCGGCGUCCGCUACAUCUGGUUUCAGCACGGAGGCGUGGACACUCACUACUGGGCCGGCUGGUACGGCCCGAGAGUCACCAACAGCAGCAUCAUCAUCGGGCCCCCGCUGCCCUGAUGCCCUCUGAGCCCCUGUCCUCGGAGCCCUAAUUGGUAAACAGCUGUCAGAAAGAGCCAGGUUUGGGAAGGAGGAGGUGGAAGGCAGGUAUUUCCAGAUCUUGUUUGUCUUUGUCCUCCAGCUGCCUCCUCUGUGUAGAGCUUCUAGUGUCUGGGUCACUCCUCUCUGCAGACGCUGGCCCUCCAGCAAGGUCACCACUCUAAGGGUUGCAGGUUGGGUGGAUGCAAGAGGUUUCCAUAGUCAUCAGAGGGAGAUCCCCAAGCUCAGAUGCUCGCCCAGACCUGUCUCUUCGCACGACCUUUGUUCUCCUUCUGGGCCCUUAGAGGGACAAGCAAGCCAUCUGGCAGGUUUGGGGACUGCUUUUGAUGGUGUAGACCUUGGGGGCAGAUCUGGGAUAGAGGGUGGCCCUGCUCCCAGACCUCAGCCUGGUUGUCUGCUGCAGCUUUUGUCUUGGUCUUCCUUGCUUUAGCUUGGAAGUCAGGCCUGGUGCCAGAUAGGCAGGUAAGAUCAGACUGUCUUUGUCAUCACCAAAGCCCAGAAAGCCAGGGGGGUACCAGUGAGUGCCAGGGCUCCCCAGAAUGCCUAUGGAACCCCACUCAGGAUGGGGGGCAGGAUGGGCCUGGAAUCUGACAGUUGGAACAGGGAAACAGAGUAGAAGGGCCUGGGCCAAGUUCUCUGUGGCUUGGAGAUGUCCCAGCCCCAACUGUAGGAGCUUCCAAUCCCACACUGUGCCCUGACCCCAGCUCCACUCCACCCCUCCUACUGCACAGCCAAAUAAAGCAUUUCCCAGUC